Messenger RNA from Syngnathus acus (greater pipefish), 2220 nucleotides. It is a transcript of the gene crbn, whose product is annotated as cereblon. Gene Ontology annotation, biological process: protein ubiquitination. Lineage: Eukaryota; Metazoa; Chordata; Actinopteri; Syngnathiformes; Syngnathidae. The transcript is spliced from 11 exons. The record is from RefSeq and is a predicted model, not a curated record. The coding region runs from base 48 to 1397 and encodes 449 amino acids. Gene Ontology annotation, cellular component: Cul4A-RING E3 ubiquitin ligase complex.
ACUCCAUCAAACCGUUGAAGAAGAGUUGUCAUCGUAAACAUAAGGCUAUGGCAGACGACAGAGGUGGAGGUGAAGACAUUAACGACAACAUGGGCAACCAGCUACAGCUAUUUCCAGGGGACGGAGAGGACGAAGACGAGGAGGAAGAUGGCAUGGACGCUGAAGACCGAGAUAAUGAGGAGGCAACGAAGCCCAGCAUUAUCACCUUCGACCCGAGUCUACCUACUUCACACGCUUAUCUGGGCUCGGACAUGGAGGAGUUUCACGGUCGCACCGUCCACGACGAUGACAGCUGUCAGACCAUUCCCGUGCUUCCACACACGGCUGUGAUGCUGGUGCCUGGACAAACUCUGCCUCUGCAGCUCUUUAGGCCGCAGGAGGUCAGCAUGAUAAGGAGUGUCAUACAGAAGGAUCGAACGUUUGCUGUGCUAGCACACAGUGACGCAGGCGAGCCAGAGGCAGAGUUCGGAACUACUGCAGAAAUCUACGCAUACCGGGUGGAGCAGGAGUACGGCAUCGAGACGGUCAAAGUGAAAGCUGUGGGAAGACAGAGAUUCAAAGUCCAUGAGCUAAGAACCCAAGCAGACGGGAUUCGACAGGCUAAAGUCCAGAUCCUUCCAGACCGAAUCCUUCCCGAUCCUCUCUCUGCUAUUCAGCUAAUGCCCCUCUCCAGGCUUGUCGUUCAUCCUUCCUCCAAGCCCCCAACUCAGAGCUGCAAGCAGGCCGAAUGCUGGUGGAAUAACUACCAACAGAGGAAGUUUCACUGUGCCAGUCUGACCCCCUGGCCAGCCUGGGUCUACGCCCUGUACGACUCUGAGUCGCUCAUGAACCGAAUGAAGAAGCAACUCCACGAGUGGGACGAGAAUCUGGAGGAUGACUCUCUCCCCACAAACGCCAUAGACUUUUCUUACAGAGUGGCGGCCUGUCUGCCCAUAGACGAUUCGCUCAGGCUUCAGCUGCUGAAGAUCGGCAGUGCCAUUCAGAGGCUUCGCUGUGAGCUGGACAUAAUGGAUCGGUGCACAUCUCUGUGCUGUAAGGGGUGCCAAGACACAGAAAUCACCACCAAAAAUGAGAUUUUCAGCUUGUCUCUGUACGGCCCCAUGGCUGCCUAUGUCAAUCCGCACGGGUACGUCCACGAGACUCUCACCGUCUACAAGGCUAACAACCUCAACCUGGUCGGCAGGCCGUCCACGCUCCAUAGCUGGUUUCCAGGGUACGCUUGGACAAUCGCCCAAUGCGGAAGCUGCGGCUCUCACAUGGGCUGGAAGUUCACCUCCACCAAGAAUGACUUGUCUCCGCCUCGUUUCUGGGGUCUGACCCGCUCGGCCCUGCUCCCCCGUAUCCCCUCCGACGAGGGCGAGGACGGGCGGGACGGCUCUCGCCUCUUCUGCCUGUGACGUUUCACCUCCCGCUGUGAUUGUCGUGUCAAAACUCCUGCCUGGUUGUGUUGCCUCCAAGUAAUCACUACAUCACAUGCUGUCACCCUUGGCAGUCAACCCAUCAUAUUAGCAGAAAGGUCAUCCAACCUUCACUUGAGCAGCAUAUGCUAUCGGAGGGAGGCGGCUUGUUCUUUAAGCUUCUUUAUAUGUAGACACAUAAGAGACGCGCAUCCCCGUUGGUGGUGGUUUGAGCAUGCCGCUCCGCCGCCAGAGCGUUUGUCCGGCUGACAGAAAAGCAGAAAAUGCAAAUGUCAUGCUUUUGCCCUCCAGCUCUUGUCCUCCACGGGGUUUUGGAGCUUGAGCGAACAGCCUAUCAGGAUUCCUGAAGAAGGUGCACUUUUUGUAUUAUUGAUGCCCGUCAUCAAUAUCUCAUUAAGUUUGCUCGAGCUCACUGUUGAUGUUUUGGAAACUCUGAAAUCAAAGCGGUUGUAUUUUUGUAUGCAGAUAAGCUGGAUGAUGAUGAUGAUGGACUACAAGGCGAGUGUGCUUUGUGCUCUAAUGGCAGUAAUGACCCCUUUUUUAAAGGUCACAGCUAAUUUGAAAUAAGUGGGAGAAGAGCAUUUAGCCAUCAUUUAGAAUGUUCCGGCUUUUGAAGCAUUUCCUGAACAUGAUGGAAAAAAUGUACAGUAUGUUCACGAAUGAAAAAAUGUGAUACGACGGCGUUCUCUUGAGCUUAUAAAGCUGCUCUCAAAAUGUGCUGUAAAAUGCUGAGUUAUGUUCAUCAAUGAUCUUAAUUAAAAUUGCACACAAUACAAUAUGCAGCCAUUACUUAGAAUGUCAA